This is a messenger RNA of Ascochyta rabiei, 408 nucleotides long. RefSeq lists its product as uncharacterized. The coding region runs from base 1 to 408 and encodes 135 amino acids. The transcript is spliced from 2 exons. The record is from RefSeq and is a predicted model, not a curated record. Lineage: Eukaryota; Fungi; Ascomycota; Dothideomycetes; Pleosporales; Didymellaceae.
AUGGUAUCAAGAAUCCUCCAGUCGAUCACGCGCUCUGCGCCCACAGCAACCCGCAGCGUCCAGCAGCGCACAACAGUCCUCGCCCCAGCCCUGUUCCGCACCUACGCCGUCAAACCCAGCUCCUCGUCCGCCAGCCAGAACAACUCCAACACAACCAACCCGCAAGCUUCAUCUGCGGAAGCCCAAGAUAUCAACGCUAGGGCGGCAACACGCGGUACCUACGACCAGGACACUAGCAGCCUCGCAAACCCUGUGAGCCACCCCGAGGAUGGAGGCAUGGGCGCGACCGAGGAGAAGACCAUCAGCCAGGACAAGAUGAGCCAUGAUCCCAAGGAGGGUGAUGCGAGUAAGAAGGAGAAGACGUUGAAGUUUGGGCAAAACCAGCCAUUGGAUGCUGCAAACAAAUAG